AUGGAUCACAAUUUAUUCCACAAAGCUUUUAAUGAGAAACAACAGAUUAAUCUAUAUUGUCGUCCCCCUGUGGAGAAAACUGUCACAUGGAGCCUGGAGAGAAAUGGAAACAAAACUGAUAUCCUUACAUCUGAUGGUGAAGGAACGAAAAAACACAUUAAGGGAACGUCUAAAAUAUAUGACUCAGCAGCAGAUGGGUCAUUUUUUAUUCUAAAAGCUGAAAUCUCAGAUUCUGGAAAAUAUUUCUGCAACAAUAAACCAGCUGUGRAUGUGACAGUCAUCCCAUCAGGAACAAUAAUAAAGAAUGUUGAAAAGGGAAAGAACAUAACUUUAGAUUGCCCCUUUGUUGGUGAGGAAUCACAUGAACCAACAUGGAGCAGAGAAGUCGCUGGAAAAUCAGAACCACUCCGGUCUCCUGUUCCUGUUGUGGUCAAGAAGCUGAGAAUAAGAAAAGCUCAACUCAGAGACUUUGGAUUGUACUACUGUGAUGGAAAACCAGCUGUUUAUCUGAAUGUGACCAAAGACACAAAACAUGAUGCAGCAACACAAAGAACACCAAGAACGACCACAGUGACAACAAUGAAAACAACUACAGCAACAUCACCAUCACCACCAAGAACAACAACACCAACAACAACCAAAGCAUCAGCAUCAUCUACACCACAAACAUCUGCUUCUCCUCCUGGAACGACAAACGGCAGAAACACUCAUCAAGAAAAAUACUUUUUUAUCAGCUUGCUGGUUAAAAGUGGUGCCAUCAUCCUUCUUACCAUCAUCACCCUCCACCUCAUCUGCAGGUGCAGACCAGAAAUACAAGGUGUGGACAAACAGAGUGAUCUCUAUGAUGAUGUAAUGGCUGAUAAAGAACCUGGUGCCUCUCUGACACAUGAUGUGGAGAGUUAUGUGUGAUGAUGAUGAUCAUGAACA
This is a messenger RNA of Austrofundulus limnaeus, 927 nucleotides long. RefSeq lists its product as uncharacterized. The record is from RefSeq and is a predicted model, not a curated record. The transcript is spliced from 7 exons. Lineage: Eukaryota; Metazoa; Chordata; Actinopteri; Cyprinodontiformes; Rivulidae. The coding region runs from base 1 to 909 and encodes 302 amino acids.